AUGCUGCCGGACGUCGCGGCGCUGCUGGUGAAGCUGGGGACGAUGGUGAUGGUGAUGGGCCCUCGCUUGGCCGCGGGAGGCGGCGUGGGGGGCUACGCUCAAGUCAAGUACAUGCAGCCCAUGGUGAAGGGACCCCUGGGACCCCCGUUCCGUGAAGGCAAAGGGCAGUACCUGGACAUGCCGCCACUGCUGCCCAUGGACCUCAAGGGGGAGCCAGGACCGCCUGGGAAGCCUGGCCCACGUGGACCCCCUGGGCCCCCCGGCUACCCAGGAAAACCAGGCACGGGGAAGCCAGGAAUGCACGGCCAGCCUGGGCCCGCUGGGCCCCCUGGCUUCUCGGGCAUUGGGAAACCCGGCAUCCCAGGACUCCCUGGAAAGGCGGGUAUGAAAGGGAUGCCCGGAGCCAAAGGCGAGCCUGGCAUGCGUGGGGAGCAAGGGCCGAGGGGACUUCCUGGCCCACCGGGGCUUCCCGGGCCAGCCGGCCUCUCUGUCAAUGGGAAGCCGGGUCCCCAGGGUGGCCCUGGCCUGCCUGGGUUUCGGGGAGAGCCUGGCCCGAAAGGAGAGCCAGGUCCCCGUGGAGAACGAGGGAUGAAGGGUGAAAAUGGCGUGGGGAAGCCAGGCUUACCGGGGCCACGCGGGAAUGGGGGCCCUCCUGGCCCUGCGGGGCCCCCGGGACCUGCCGGCAUUGGGAAGCCUGGCCUUGAUGGGCUGCCGGGUGCUCCCGGGGACAAGGGCGACAUGGGUCCCCCGGGUGGGCCGGGUGUCACCGGGGAGCCCGGCCCUGUGGGGCCGCGGGGCCCCCCCGGGAUCGAUGGGAUCGGUGUCCCGGGCGCCGCGGGGGUGCCGGGGAUACAGGGCCCCAUGGGACCGAAGGGAGAGCCCGGGAUCCGUGGCCUUCCUGGCCUGCCAGGCCCUACGGGCUAUGGGAAGCCAGGCAUGCCCGGCCUGAAAGGAGACCGCGGGCAGCCUGGGGCACAGGGAGCCAUCGGUGAUAAGGGGGAGCCCGGUGUUGAUGGGGAGCCGGGUGAGCCAGGCCCUGCUGGCAUCAUCGGCCCACCAGGCCCACCGGGGUCCAUGGGGCUGCCAGGCAAGCACGGGCUGCCCGGCCCUAAGGGGGAUGUGGGGCCGAGUGGGCCUCCGGGAAUGCCAGGGAUGCGUGGCGACCAGGGCCCGAAUGGCUUUGCGGGGAAGCCAGGGGUGCCGGGAGAAAGGGGCCUGCCCGGGUCACUGGGACCUCCUGGCCCAACGGGCCCCAAAGGUGAACCAGGGUUCAUCGGCCUUCCGGGGGUGCCUGGAUUAACGGGUGGCCCUGGGCCCAAAGGGGACGGUGGGAUCCCAGGGCAGCCGGGGCUGCGGGGCCCCUCCGGCAUCCCCGGAUUGCAAGGACCUGCUGGUCCCAUGGGGCCUCAGGGGUUACCAGGCCUGAAAGGGGAGCCUGGGCUCCCUGGCAUUCCCGGUGACGGGAAGACCGGUGAACCUGGCAUGGCCGGACCCAUUGGCCCGCCCGGAAUGCCAGGAACACCAGGGCUGAACGGGCCACCAGGCCCACCAGGGCCACCUGGGCCACCAGGAGCGCCAGGAGUGCUAGAUGAGACGGGCAUCGCGGGGCUGCACCUGCCGGACGGUGGUGUGGAGGGGGCUGUGCUGGGCAAUGGGAAGCCAGGAAAACCACAGUAUGGCCGAGGAGAGCUCGCUGCCCGCAUCGCGCCGGCCUUCACUGCCAUCCUCACCUCUCCCUUCCCCGCAUCUGGCAUGCCCGUCAAGUUUGACCGGACCUUGUACAAUGGGUACAAUGGCUACAACCCAGUCACCGGGAUCUUCACCUGCCCUGUAUCUGGAAUCUACUACUUUGCCUACCAUGUGCAUGUCAAAGGGACCAACGUUUGGGUGGCCCUGUAUAAGAACAACGUGCCGGCCACCUACACCUACGAUGAGUACAAAAAGGGGUACCUGGACCAGGCCUCGGGCAGUGCCGUGCUUGAACUCAAGGAGAACGACCAGGUCUGGGUACAAAUGCCCUCAGACCAGGCCAAUGGGCUGUACUCCACAGAAUACAUCCACUCCUCCUUCUCCGGGUUCCUGCUCUGCCCCACAUAA
Molecule: messenger RNA, 2097 nt
Organism: Cinclus cinclus
Lineage: Eukaryota; Metazoa; Chordata; Aves; Passeriformes; Cinclidae
Gene: COL8A2
Product: collagen type VIII alpha 2 chain
Exons: 2
Coding region: 1-2097 (698 amino acids)
Molecular function (GO): protein binding
Source: RefSeq, a predicted model, not a curated record